AUGGCGCGGCUCUUGUUGCUGUUGCACGGGCUUCUGCCUUCGGAUGCAGGGAUCUAUCGUCACGAGCUGGUGGACGGGGAAGUUCGCGAGGUGUCUUGCAGCUCCUUGGAUGACUGCUUCGAGAAGGGCAUCAUGACGCCUGGCAUGAUGCUGCACCGCAUGUGGGCGCAGAAGAUCGAGUUUGCCAUGGGAAAGCGGCCCUUCGAGCUGAAGACCAACACCUCGUGGCUCUUGGCACGGCAGCGUCAGGUGCGCCGCACCCUGCGGCGCCUGCUGCGGGCGCACCCGCCCCAACAGGCCCCGCCGCUGCGCCUGGUGCGACGCUACCAGGACGCUGCACGGGGCGUCACGGUGCUCAUGCUGCUCUUCGAGUCCUGGCAGGGCCAGUCCGUGCCCGCGGUGGUCUUCCUGCCCAACGGCUUGUCCCCGGAGCAGAAGCUGCCAGCCGUGUUGCAUCUGCCGGGUCAUUUGGCGGGCGCCUUGCGGGACCGGCAAUAG
Messenger RNA from Effrenium voratum, 498 nucleotides. The record is from the annotation of a GenBank genome assembly. Lineage: Eukaryota; Dinophyceae; Suessiales; Symbiodiniaceae.